GAUAUCCAGUCUCCAGCUUCAUCUAUUUGGGCUGUUGGCCCUUCCCUCUGAGUUGCGUUCUCAAAAUUUCCGGCAUCAAUGGCUUUCACAAAUCACCUGCUCUUUCAGCUCUCCAUUUCCUCAACCAAAUCUUUCAUCUUCCCCAGCUUUUCCGCCACUCUAAAACCACUUCCAUCCAUCUACUCUGCUUCGCUCUUCAAACCAUCACCGGAAAUUUAUAAAUCCGACAACCCAACACCUGUUACAAUCACAACUCCAAUGCAGUUCAAAAUUCAUUGCGAGUUGAGAGCAAAAACUUGCUUCUUAGGUGCACUAGUGAAUGAUGUAGCUACAACUGAAAAGGAAGAGGAAGCAGAGAUGGAAGUUGCAGAGGGAUAUACCAUCUCUCAAUUUUGUGAUAAAAUAAUUGAUAUUUUCAUGAAUGAGAAGCCCAAGACUAAAGAAUGGAGGAAGUUUUUGGUAUUUAGGGAGGAGUGGAAAAAGUAUAGGGAGAGCUUCUACAGUCAUUGCCAAAGGCGGGCAGAUUGGGAGAGUGAUCCAAUUAUGAAAGAGAAGUUAAUUUCACUUAGGAGAAAGGUCAAAAGGAUUGAUGAUGAAAUGGAAAUCCACGGUGAACUUCUCAAGGAAUUACAGGACAGCCCAACUGACAUUAAUGCCAUAGUUGCAAAGCGGCGCAAAGAGUUCACAGAGGAAUUUUUUAAGUUCCUUACUUUGAUAUCAGAAACCCAUGACAGUUUGGAAGAUCGUGAUGCGGUGGCUCGGCUGGCAGCCAGAUGUUUGGCUGCAGUUAGUGCUUAUGAUCGAACAUUAGAAAAUGUGGAGACAUUGGAUUCUGCACAGGCCAAAUUUGAUGAUAUACUGACUUCUCCCUCAUUGGAUGUGGCUUGUGAGAAGAUUGCAAGUCUUGCAAAGGCAAAGGAACUUGAUUCAUCAUUGAUCCUUUUGAUAAACAGUGCUUGGGCUGCUGCAAAAGAAUCCACGACCAUGAAGAAUGAGGUGAAAGAAAUAAUGUAUCAUUUAUACAAAGCCACCAAAAGCAGUCUUAGAAGCAUGGCCCCCAAAGAAAUAAAGCUGUUAAAGCAUUUGCUAAACAUCGUUGAUCCUGAAGAACGAUUUUCUGCUUUAGCAACAGCCUUCGCCCCAGGUGAUGGAAGUGAACAAAAAGAUCCAAAAGCUUUAUACACAACUCCAAAAGAGCUGCAUAAAUGGAUAAAGAUUAUGCUUGAUUCAUACCAUCUGAACCAGGAAGAUACAGACAUCAGAGAAGCAAGGAAUAUGACUCAGCCUGUUGUUAUACAAAGGCUUUUCAUCCUCAAGGAUACAAUUGAAACUGAGUAUUUGGAACAGAAUGAGUUUCAGAAUCCUCAAUCCACACCAAAUCAUGUUUCUGAGGAUGCAGUUUCCAUUUAGUUGUAAAUGUCUCAUUUUUUGUAAUAUAGCCACCACUCGGAUCAGUAGGCUCUAAAAUUAAAAUGGUUGCAAAGUCAGGUAGCUCAUGUAACAAUAUAAACUUUUUUCAUUUAAAUAGAUUUUUUCCCCAUAUAUA
Molecule: messenger RNA, 1546 nt
Organism: Benincasa hispida (wax gourd)
Lineage: Eukaryota; Viridiplantae; Streptophyta; Magnoliopsida; Cucurbitales; Cucurbitaceae
Product: endoribonuclease E-like protein
Cellular component (GO): chloroplast envelope; chloroplast thylakoid membrane
Source: RefSeq, a predicted model, not a curated record